AUUGAGAAUAAUGGCUUCACCCUGCAUACUAAAAGUCAUAUUAAUGGACAACACCAGUCAGAGGCUAACACUAUCAAACGGACUUCCUCAAUCUGUAAGUGAGCUCAUGGAAGAAGUGCGGCACCAGUGUGGACUGACCUACACCUUCAACCUUCAGUUUAUGGAUCCACUCUUUAACGAUGACUUUAUGAAUCUGACCUCAGUAUCUGAGAUACAAAACAGAGGCACAAUUAAGGUGGUAAAUCUGUCGGAUCCAACUAUUUUACAGUCACCUGUUUCAUCUGCUGGUUGUCGUUCACCAUCAACUUCAAGUUUUUCUGGUGUGAGCUGUCCUGACACAGACAUUCUUUCUUCAGCUGAGUCUCAGUCUGAGCCAUCCACCUCAAGGUCAUUUUGGCCAGCCAAGUUUUGUGUUCCUCAGUUUUCCUUUGACUCUGAAUUAAAACUUGAGCGAGCCAAUGCGGAAUAUAAAGAAAAUGGGACACUUCUCACUCCAGAUAACAAACUUUUGUCAAACAUUCUUGAUGGACUUGUGCAAGAAAUUGUUCAUUAUGGACUUUAUAUAACCGACAGCCAGUUCAACAGUGUGGGUGAGGCGCUCAUACUAAAGCAUCCCUGUCUGUCAGAGCGAGGCUCAGUAAGUGGAUAUGCUGGAUGGAAACAUCGCCUAAAAAACAAGCUUUCAAUUUACCGAACUCAGUUACGAAAACUUGGUUGUCACGAAGUAACUGUCAAUGCUUUGGCCCACAAGCCACAAGGCAAAGGCCCUGCUUUUGCCAUUAAAAAGCCAAGGCGCUCUGAAGUGAACUAUUGCCCUCCUUAUCCCACAGGAGAGACCGAGGAAACCUUAGAAACACUUCGAGUGGAACUUAAAACGGAUGUAAAAAAGAGGAACAACACAGAAACA
Molecule: messenger RNA, 907 nt
Organism: Austrofundulus limnaeus
Lineage: Eukaryota; Metazoa; Chordata; Actinopteri; Cyprinodontiformes; Rivulidae
Source: RefSeq, a predicted model, not a curated record